AUGGCUGCCACUCCACAAAGACGCCAAGAAUUUUUCAGCAUCAAGUUUGCCCGAGCUGUCGUAUGUGAAUUUGUAGCCACUGUGAUCUUCAUUUUUAUUGCUCUAGGAUCAGCCUUCAAAUGGCCCUUAGAGCUGCCCAGCGUCCUUCAGAUCUCCUUGUCUUUUGGCCUAACCAUAUCUACCUUGGUUCAAGCUUUCGGUCAUGUCAGUGGCACACACAUCAAUCCAGCUGUGACUGUUGCCUACUUUGUGGGGAACCAGAUCUCCGCCAUCCGCUUAGCUUUCUAUGUCGUUUUACAGCUUUUGGGAGCCAUCAUUGGUGCAGGAAUCCUCUACGCAGUGACACCCAGACAUGUGCGUGGAACCUUAGCCCUCAAUGAUCUCUCCCUGGACACAUCCCCAGGUGAAGCCCUGGUAGUGGAAAUCAUCCUAACUUUCACUGUGGUCAUGUGCAUCUUCUCAGCUACUGAUAAACGCAGGACAGACAGCAGGGGCAACUCGGCAUUGUCUAUUGGACUGGCAGUCACAAUGGCUCACCUCAUGGGAAUUUAUUAUACUGGCUGCUCCAUAAAUCCAGCUAGAUCCUUUGGUCCUGCAGUCAUCACAGGAACGUUCAGUGGUGCUCACUGGGUCUUCUGGUUUGGACCCAUUUUUGGUGGUAGUUUGGCUUCAGUAGUUUACAACUACAUUCUAUACCCACGCAAAUUGAACAUGGAGGAGAGACUUGCUAUUGUGAAAGGUUUAUUUAUUCCAGAAGAUGAAUGGAGAGAGACACCAGAAACUAGGACUGAACGAAACUGGACUUGA
Sceloporus undulatus (fence lizard) is the source of this 807-nucleotide messenger RNA. Its product is annotated as aquaporin-5-like. Bases 1 to 807 code for a protein of 268 amino acids. The record is from RefSeq and is a predicted model, not a curated record. Gene Ontology annotation, biological process: transmembrane transport. Lineage: Eukaryota; Metazoa; Chordata; Lepidosauria; Squamata; Phrynosomatidae. Gene Ontology annotation, molecular function: water channel activity. The transcript is spliced from 4 exons. Gene Ontology annotation, cellular component: plasma membrane; apical plasma membrane.